Molecule: messenger RNA, 879 nt
Organism: Miscanthus lutarioriparius
Lineage: Eukaryota; Viridiplantae; Streptophyta; Magnoliopsida; Poales; Poaceae
Source: the annotation of a GenBank genome assembly
AUGGCCUCGUCCGCCGGUGCCAUGAAGACGUUGGUUCUGGCGGCGGCGGUGCUGCUGCAGCUGCUGCUGCUGCACGGGGGAAUCGUCACGAGCGCCGGCGGCAACUUCUACCAGGACGUGGACAUCACGUGGGGCGACGGGAGGGGCAAGAUCCUGAACAACGGCCAGCUGCUGACGCUGUCCAUGGACAGGUCCUCCGGCUCGGGGUUCCAGUCCAAAGCCCAGUACCUCUACGGCCGCUUCGACAUGCAGCUGAAGCUGGUGCCAGGCAACUCCGCGGGCACCGUCACCACCUUCUACCUCUCCUCGCAGGGCAGCUCGCACGACGAGAUCGACUUUGAGUUCCUCGGAAACGUCUCCGGCGAGCCCUACACGGUGCACACCAACGUGUACACCCAGGGGAAAGGCGGGCGGGAGCAGCAGUUCCGGGUGUGGUUCGACCCCACCGCGGACUUCCACGCCUACUCCGUGCUCUGGAACCCCGCCCACAUCGUCUUCUACGUCGACGGCGUCCCCAUCCGCGAGUUCCGCCGCCGCAACGACGGCGCCGUGCCGUUCCCGACGUCGCAGCCGAUGCGGGUGUACGCCAGCGUGUGGGACGCGGAGGAGUGGGCCACGCAGGGGGGCCGAGUCAGGACGGACUGGUCCAAGGCGCCCUUCGUCGCCUCGUACAAGGGGUACGCCGCCGCCGGGUGCACCGCGCCGGACGUCGCCUCGUGCGCGAGGUCUAAUGGUGCGUGGAUGUCGCAGGAGCUCGAUAGCGCCGCGCAGGAGCAGCUCCGCCGGGCGCAGGCUAAGUACAUGAUCUACAACUACUGCACCGACAAGUACCGCUUCCCGCAGGGCCCGCCGCCCGAGUGCUCGUCGCCGGCCAACUAG